UACAAGUAAAGGAAAUCGAAACUGUAAUUUGCUACCGAGCGUACCAUUCGCUUGUAAAUGUAAAUACACAUAGCACAAAAUGGGGUCGGAUCAGUAUCGAGCAGCCUGCAAAAUUAUGUGUGUAUUGUGCCAGAAAUCAGACGAAACGGAAAUCACCGGCGCUCUUUCUUCCAAAGAGAACAUUUCAGCUCAUCAAAACUGUUUGUUGUUUGCAUCAGGAAUCUACUGCAAGAACUCGCCUACCUAUGAUGACCUGUUUGGAUUUGCUGUAGAUGAUGUAAAUCAAGAGCUGAGGAGAGGAAAGAGAUUAAAAUGCUCACACUGUGGGAAACUGGGCGCUACAGCAGGAUGUGAUGUAAAGCGUUGUAAGCACUCGUUCCAUUAUCCCUGCGCCAUAGAGGCCCAUGGCAGAGCCAUUGAAGACAUUGCUAAAGGAAAUUAUAAAUUGUUCUGUAAAAAGCAUGACCCACAAGCCAACAGAACAAGUUCAGUAAAUUCCUUAACUUCUAGUCCUAAUACCUCAAGAUGUGCAUCAGCUGACAUUAGUGGACGAAUGCUUGAAAAGAGUGUAUCCAAUUCAUCUACAGGGUCAUCAGAAGCAGGAUUGCCCAGCGUGAAGAAGAGGAAGUUGACUGUAACAAUCUUAGAUUCUGAUGAUGAAGAGCAGACUGCCAUUGAGUCCAUGUUUGCUCCAGUCGAUUCAGAUGGCAGUACACCCCCAAAACAACACAAUAGUGAAUUUGAUUCACCAACAAAGUCACCAGAAUUGGAAACACCGAGAAGGAAGAAAACAGAGUUGUUUCGCAAAACACGCCUUGCAUACUCGGAGAAGUGUACGCCUCCAGUACAGCACAAAAAAACUCCUGUGCCUGAAAAUACAAGGCCCUCUGAAGAACUCAAUCCAUCAAGCACAGGAGCUGAUGGUGAUGACACUGACAUUGACUCAGAUGUUUCUCAGAGUUUAUUGCAUCCAUAUACUGACUUUAUGGAUUCAGGACCUUCAGUGGAAUCAGCUGUGUGUAACUCACCAGGGUCUAUCAUUGUGUCUAAUUAUGUGGAAUCACAACCCACAAAAAUGACUGCCCCAGAACCCAAUGCUCCAACCACCAACCCUAAGGUCUCUGGUUCUGCUGAACCUACACCAUGCCAGGACCAUUCAAGUGGUGUUCCUUUGAGUCAUCCAGGGUCACCCAACCAGUUAAUCUCCACUGCUGGCAUUCCAGAUGUACAACCACUCCCGCCAUCUGACGUCACAACUGAUCAUCCACCAGAACUUACUCCUCCACCAGUGGCGUCUACCUCACCUGAUCGUAUCGCAUCAGCAGAUGCUUGUAGUGUGGAUGCUAUGGCAAGCUCAGAAUCCAGUGCCGCCAUGUUCUGGGAUAGAUGUAAUGAGGCUGGAUGCACUAAAGAAAUCUUUUCUGAUCUCGUGUCUCAGCUAAGCAGCUUGGGAGAAAGUAUACAAUCACAGGAAGCCAGCCACAAUGACUACAAUGUUGCACUGAAAGUAUUGGAGGCAUCUGGACGGCUACCUUGGAUUAUUACUCAACUGGAACAAGACAUGGAGAAGCAGGAACAGGAUUUGCAGAGAAAAAAAGCAGCACUCAGGGAUGCCAGAGCUGUACUGGGUAUCCAUAGUCUAAACUAACAAGAUUGUGCUGCAGGGGCAAACGAACCAUUAGAACACUUUCAGAAAUUUCUAGGCUCUUCCCGCUGCUUUUCAUCAAUGACUACUGGGCAAACCAUGUCAAGUUCAUUCUAUGCUUUUCAAUGAAUAAAAUGAAAUGAGGAUCCUACAGGAAAGUACAGUGCAACAUAUAUCAUGCAUCCAAGAAGACAAUGCACAAAGGAAGCUUCAAGACACAAUAAGAUGGUAGAUAUACUGUAAAUGUUUGCAUUAUCAUGUUACAUCACGUAAUUAAUAUUCAUUAGCAAAGUUAAAAAGAUUUACCAUGUGUUACCCCUCCCCACUUUUCAAGUUUGUACUAAAAUCUUUUUUCAUUAUUAUUUUUUGACAGAAUUUCCUAGUUUUUAGCUUAGUGACUACAAUUAUUAAAAGGGCAACAGGGAAUACAUUUUGUAAGUGGUAGGACAUCAAUUAUCUUUAUGUAGUAACAACAGUGAUAUCUUACAGUAUAAGGUGUAACUGUCCAUAUUUUACAAAACUCUUAACUGGGUGUAAAUGGACUUUCACUCUUUACUCGCCGAUGCAUAAAUAUCUCAUAAAAGGGUUUAUAUACAGAUUUAAAUAUAAAUAAUAUUUUUUAAAGAAAAUAAAAAGGUUGUAGAUCUUCUUUGUAACUUAAGUUCAUCUUAGGCUGCUUUGUAUACAUUGUAUUGU
Messenger RNA from Xyrauchen texanus (razorback sucker), 2341 nucleotides. RefSeq names its product mucin-1-like. The record is from RefSeq and is a predicted model, not a curated record. NCBI's taxonomy places the organism in Eukaryota, Metazoa, Chordata, Actinopteri, Cypriniformes, Catostomidae. The transcript has 18 exons. Gene Ontology annotation, cellular component: nucleus. Gene Ontology annotation, molecular function: histone binding; histone deacetylase binding. The coding region runs from base 80 to 1648 and encodes 522 amino acids.